Agrilus planipennis (emerald ash borer) is the source of this 424-nucleotide messenger RNA. RefSeq names its product dolichyl-diphosphooligosaccharide--protein glycosyltransferase subunit STT3A-like. Bases 27 to 341 code for a protein of 104 amino acids. The record is from RefSeq and is a predicted model, not a curated record. Gene Ontology annotation, biological process: post-translational protein modification. Gene Ontology annotation, molecular function: dolichyl-diphosphooligosaccharide-protein glycotransferase activity. Gene Ontology annotation, cellular component: membrane. NCBI's taxonomy places the organism in Eukaryota, Metazoa, Arthropoda, Insecta, Coleoptera, Buprestidae. The transcript has 3 exons.
CUGAUGAUAUUAACAAGUUCUUGUGGAUGGUGAGAAUAGGUGGUAGUACAGAUAGGGGUGCUCAUAUCAAAGAAUGGGAUUAUUAUUCGUCAACUGGAGAAUUUAGAAUCGAUAAAGAAGGUUCUCCAACCCUUUUGAAUUGUUUAAUGUAUAAAAUGUGUUAUUAUCGUUUUGGAAAUGUCUACAGUGAAGGAGGGAAACCACCCGGUUAUGAUAGGGUCAGAGGAGCUGAAAUAGGAAACAAAGAUUUUGAAUUGGACGUGUUGGAGGAGGCCUACACAACAGAACAUUGGCUUGUGCGAAUAUAUAAAGUGAAAGACCUACCAAACAGAGGGAUGUAAUUUUUCUUGUGUUACUUUUAGUGGUCAUUCAUUUAAAUCCGUCUUUUUUGUACACAAUUUAAUUAAUAAAAAAUAAAUAAAUA